CACUAACCCUCCUAUUGACUAGUCAGCUUCUACUUACUACGAGUUUAAUUAUAACUUAGUGAAUUAAGUGAUAGUGCUGUGACCUUCUCGACGAUUUUUAAGGAAUUUAUUUUGACACAAAAAUGGCACGCGUGUGUGUAAUUGGCGCCGGCGCUGCAGGUCUAUGCGCAGCUCGUCAUCUCCUGGUACAGGAGACCGUCAGCGAAGUCGAUGUCCUGGAGCAAGCGGCCCAGCUGGGUGGAACCUGGGUGUAUACUGAGAAGGUCGGAUAUGAUGACUUCGGCCUGCCUAUACACACCAGCAUGUAUAAAAGCUUAAGGACGAACCUGCCAAAAGAAGUGAUGGGAUUCCCAGACUUCCCAGUUCCCGAGAGCGAAAAGUCAUACCUCCCGGCUAAGGAGAUGUUGGCGUUCCUGCAACUGUACUCCGACAAACAUGGCGUCACCUCGCAUAUUAAGUUCAAUCAGCACGUGCAGUUUGUGAAACCUAAAGCGGGUCCUACUGGAGAACUCUGGGACGUAUCCUACAAAGAUUUGAGGACUGGGGUCUCAGAAACCAAGGAGUACGAUUAUAUAUUCGUGUGCAACGGCCAUUACAAUACGCCGUUCAUACCCAGUAUACCUGGGUUAAAAGAGUUUGAAGGCGACGUCAUGCACAGCCACGACUACAGAGUCCCCGAGAUCUUCGCCGACAAACGCGUUCUCGUCAUCGGAGCCGGUCCUUCUGGUAUGGACAUCGCGUUGGAGAUCACCGCCGUCACUGAAAAGGUAUUUCUCAGUCAUCACUUGAAAGAGCAACCGAAGACGGUGUUCCCGGAGAACUUGAUGCAGAAACCAGACGUGAUGAAGCUGGACGGACAUAGGGCAUUCUUCCAAGACGGCAGCGUUGAAGAUGUGGAUGUAGUCUUUCUGUGUACUGGAUAUCUCUACAACUUCCCGUUCCUCCACGAAUCCUGCGGCAUCGUGGUGGAAGACAACUGCGUGGAGCCUCUUUACAAACACCUCGUCAAUAUCUACCAUCCCACGAUGUGUUUCAUCGGAGUGCCGUAUUACGUCUGUGCUUUCUCCAUGUUCGACUUACAGGUGCGCUACUACGUUCGUUCAAUGAACGGUUGCUUCAAUCUUCCGACGUCAGAACAAAUGGCGGAACAUUGGGAAGAGGAGAAGAAGGAACGAGCCUCAAGGGGGUACACGAAAAGGCAAGCGCACAUGAUGGGACCCGAUCAGGAACGAUACUACGCCUCGUUGGCCUUAGAGGCAGGUACGCAAGGUCUUCCUUCAGUGCUCACAAAAAUCCGGGAAGAGAGUUCAAAUCGAUUCCUCCACAACCUCAAGGAUUAUCGGCAGGACAUCUAUAAAAUCAUUGAUGAUGACACCUAUGAGGUUAUUAGUAAUGGGAAACGUGAAGUUCUUUGUUGACCCUACAAGGGAAAACAAGGUUUAGUGUGUAAGGUAGAUUAAGGUAGUUGUAAUUAUGUUAGAUAAUUUAAUGUUGUAAUAUGUGUCACGAUUUCCUCAUUAAUUCUCGAUUUUGGUAGCAAAAAUUGUAUAUGAUUGUGUAUGUUUAGUAAUAUCGCAAAAUUAAUGUUUCUUUACACAAUAAAUUUAUAUAUAUAAUUUUUUUAAUCAAGUUAAUUACUGUAAGACAUAAUAUACUACUAAUGAAUUCUGUUGAUAAAAAAAUUAAAUUCACUAGCAGAAAUCACAAUGUAUUAGGUAUCUAUAUUUUUUUAAUGUGACAUUUAAG
Molecule: messenger RNA, 1746 nt
Organism: Amyelois transitella
Lineage: Eukaryota; Metazoa; Arthropoda; Insecta; Lepidoptera; Pyralidae
Gene: Fmo-1
Product: senecionine N-oxygenase
Exons: 9
Coding region: 123-1418 (431 amino acids)
Molecular function (GO): N,N-dimethylaniline monooxygenase activity; NADP binding; flavin adenine dinucleotide binding
Source: RefSeq, a predicted model, not a curated record